Aspergillus mulundensis is the source of this 1812-nucleotide messenger RNA. Its product is annotated as putative flavin-containing amine oxidase. The transcript has 2 exons. Bases 1 to 1812 code for a protein of 603 amino acids. NCBI's taxonomy places the organism in Eukaryota, Fungi, Ascomycota, Eurotiomycetes, Eurotiales, Aspergillaceae. Gene Ontology annotation, molecular function: oxidoreductase activity. The record is from RefSeq and is a predicted model, not a curated record.
AUGCCCAAGACUGUCGAGACCGUCGAUCUUUCCAACACCGCCAGCGCGUACUAUGCGCCAGCAACCAUUGCCCCCACGGGCAAGCUGAUCCAUGUCGCUGGCCAGCCCGGAAGCACCAAGAACGGCCUCGUGCCUUCAGACUACGAGUCGCAGAUCCAUCUCGCUCUCCUCAACCUUCGCAAGAUCGUCAUCGCUUCGGGCUCUUCAAUCAAGCACAUUGUGAAGCUCAACCUCUUGAUCGUCAACUACGACGCAGACAAUCGAAAGCAUACUCGUCAUGUUCAGCGAUUCCUCGGCGGUCACCGGCCAGCUAUCACACUGAUCCCUGUCCCCAAACUGGCGGUUCCCUCCUGGCUGUUCGAGAUUGACGCUGUGCUCGCCGUGCCAGAGCCAUCACUUCCUCCAGUCCUUUCCAGCGUCAACGAGACCGCCGAUGUGCUUAUUGUCGGGGCUGGUCUGGCCGGCCUUUCCGCUGCUCACGAUCUCAUACGGGCCGGUCUGUCCUGCGUUGUUCUAGAGGCGCGCGAUCGUGUUGGAGGAAAGACAUGGAGCACGCCACUUAAGGAUGGCAAGGGUGUCGUGGAUCUGGGUGCUGCAUGGAUCAAUGACACCAACCAGAGCAAGGUCUAUGCUUUGGCGAAGCGCUACGGCGUCGAACUGAUUGAACAGAACACGCAAGGCAAUGCUGUUUUGCAGGACUUUGAUGGCAACUGCUCUCCUUUUGCUUAUGGUGAGCUGCCUAACUUCGACAAGGCCACCCAAGUACAUCUAGCACAAGUCCGCGACAUGUGCGAGGCCGACUGUCAAGCCCUCGACACUUGGAGACCCAGAGAUACCGACCUUGACGCCGUUACAUUCGAGGCUUAUUUACGUUCUCGCGGGGCUAGCGAGGCGGCUCUCGCCACGGCCACCGUCUGGACCCGUGCCAUGCUCGGCCAGGACCCCAGGGACAUCUCGGCCCUGUACUUCCUGAAUUACUGCAAGUCUGGUGGUGGUCUAUUGCAAAUGCGAUCUGACCGAAAACACGGUGGCCAGUAUCUGCGUGUUCGUCAAGGUACCCAGGCAUUCUCUUUGGGUCUCGCAUCUUCCUUACCGGAGGGUGUUGUCCGUCUAUCCAGUCCCGUCCACUCGAUUAUCCAGAACGCCGACCAGUCUGUCAAGGUCCAAGCUGGAGGCGCCGUCUAUGCCGCCCGUAAGGUAAUCAUCACAACACCUAGUCCGGCCAUGAAGAGCAUUGCCUUCCACCCCAAACUACCGCCCGCCAAGCAAGCAUGGAUCGACUCCACCACCUACGGAUACUACACCAAGGCGAUGAUGGAAUUCCGCUCCCCCUUCUGGGUCGAGAAGGGGUUCUGCGGGCUUGCUCAAUCGUUCACCGGACCUGCCGGUGUUAUUCGGGACACCAGCAGUCCCGAAGACCGCAAAUAUAUCCUGACAUGUUUUAUGGGAGGGGAUCCCGGUCGGGCUUGGGCGGCGCUGUCCACCAAAGAGCGUGAGCAAAACCUGCUGCUGCAAAUAGGAAAGCUCUUUAAUACGCCGGAUAUCGAAAACCUGUUCGUGCAGAUGACUACAUAUGAGUGGGUCAAUGAUGAGUGGGCUGGCUGGGGCUGUCCAUGCACUGCCCUUACCCCUGGUGUUCUGGAUACACUGGGUCCUGAUGCCCUGAGGGAGAGUUCUGGGAACCUGCACUUUGCGGGUACGGAGACGGCUGGGGAGUGGAAGGGGUAUAUGGAGGGCGCGAUUCGUAGUGGAGAGCGUGCUGCGGCGGAGGUUCUUAAGAGUGUCAAUGGGGGUAUCUCUUCGCGCCUCUAG